AUGAGAGAUCAAAUUGAAGCAACAGAAUUACUGGCGUAUCCCGGUUAUUGUAAAUAUGAAUCACAUGAUAAUGAAGACAUUGAAGACAUUUUAGAAAAAGUGUACAUACCUAUAUUACGAGCAAUGAUUGAAAAAAAUGCUGAUUUAUAUCAAUUGGGAGAAGCUUAUUUAAAUCGCCGUGAAUGUCAAACGAGGGAUGAUUUGGAAAGAAGUUCCUUUUUAAUCAAGAAUUAUUACGAAUUGAACAAUUGCUGA
Messenger RNA from Didymodactylos carnosus, 255 nucleotides. Lineage: Eukaryota; Metazoa; Rotifera; Eurotatoria; Philodinida; Philodinidae. The record is from the annotation of a GenBank genome assembly.